AUGCUUCUAAUUGAAGUAGCCAAAGAAUUUGUGGCUACAAUUGACAACAAAAAGACGGACGGGACUACUGUUGAGGCCAAGAAGCAAGCUUGGAUGGCGUUGACAAAUAAAUAUAAUGCUCUUUCUGAAACGGGAAUCAGAACAGAAAAACAAUUGCAUGCGUUGUCCGAGCUGUACAAGACAGGAGGUAGAACAUUUUGCCCUAAGACAACUGCAGCCGAUAAAAAGGUUGUGGCCUUAUUACCUCCACAAUUUAAACCAUUAUCUAAUGAUAUUGACUCAUCAGCACCAUAUUACACCAUAGAUAUUGUUGAAACACAACAGCUAAACGAUACGCAAUAUUCUUCUCGAGAAGUAUUGGGUGCAAAAGAAGAUUCUGUGCAUCAACUUCAACAAGUUAAAGGUUCCAAAAGAAGGACUUCACCUCUUCUGGUAUCUGACAUCACACCGAAAAUAAAAAAUUUGUUUAACUGA
Parnassius apollo (apollo) is the source of this 474-nucleotide messenger RNA. The record is from the annotation of a GenBank genome assembly. NCBI's taxonomy places the organism in Eukaryota, Metazoa, Arthropoda, Insecta, Lepidoptera, Papilionidae.